This is a messenger RNA of Cladocopium goreaui, 1394 nucleotides long. NCBI's taxonomy places the organism in Eukaryota, Dinophyceae, Suessiales, Symbiodiniaceae. The record is from the annotation of a GenBank genome assembly.
GGUUCCAGUCAAGUGUGUGAUGCAAUGGAAUACUUGGCCAAACAAUUUGGUGACGUGAGCGCGCUGGUUUUUGUAGCCCCUGGGAUUGUCAACAACAAAAACAUGAAUGAGCUAUCUCGCCGGUCUGAAGUUUCCUGUCGCACGAGGAAUUGGAACACACUGUGUUCCUAUUCCUCGCGCGCAGAACCAGGCAGCAGAGCCGAAUGAUGAUGCGAUCAUUUCUGAAAUUCAAAAGUGUGCAAAGUCUCCACGUGGUGCAUGUGUAGCCUUGUUCACCAAUGACAAAGGCUUUGCCAGUGUGAUUAAGCAUAGCAUGUCUGACAAGCAUCGGUUCUACGUGCUCAUUAAGAGCACUUCGUUCGCCGUUGCUGAUUUUUACAAGGAGCAAGGCAUACCAGUGUUGACUUUGCCAGUGGAGGCACGAUUAACAACAGUCAAAGCAAUCCUUCAUCCUGAUGGGGAUGGGACAGUGGAGCUUGGGGAAGCCAUUGAUCCAUCGGCAAAUCGGGCGAGGAGGGUAGCGAUGUACGACUCCUGGGAGGAACUUCUGAAGGGCCAAGGCUGUUCAGCAUCCUUUUCAUCUUCAGGCGGAUAUCCAGUGCAAAGAAUCGCCAAAUUUUGGUUUGCAAACAGCUUAGGUUCGUUGUGUGUUUUCCCUUUGUCAGUUGGCACUUUCGCCUUGAACAGUGCUCUUCGUCAACGACCUCGCAAAUGGAUCUCGGACACUGAAUCCUUCGCACUUGUUGUACCAGUCAGACGUGGCAAGUCCAAGUCGCAGCUGAACAAAUAUGGCAGCAGACUUGGGCGCAGUAUCUUUCUGGGCGGUGGUCCGUUCAUGUUGCAGGAUUCUGGUGAUUUGGUUGCCCAAGCAUUGAAGAAACUUGGCUACCUUGAUGACUCAUGGAACACGGACUUGACUGAGGCACUGAACUGCUUCUGGAAUGCCACUAACAAUAAGCACGUACUGCGAAAACUUGGGUUCUUGAUAGACCCACUUGAUACGGCAUCGGAUGCAGCUGCAAAGCUGAGAACAGCAUUGUUAUCUGAUAGCACCAAUGGGCGGUGGCAACGUGGUGGCACCUGUACGCACACUGCCAUAACAAUACUGAGGUCCAAGAAUCUCCUGCCAAGGAGUUCCAAAUCUCCAGCGAUGGACGAGACUUGGAGCGCGAUGAAGACCUACGCCAAGGUUCAUCAGUUGCCAAAGAUGAAAACUUUCAACGCUUUGGCUGCACAGAUCACGCGCCAUUUUCAUCAAACUGAUCCGAGCAGAAGAGGGAACAUUGUCAUCAAAGGAUGAUGCUUUGUUAUCGGAAGCGGUUCCCAUGGACUGCUGGGAUGCCAGCUGCGAACACAGAAAAGAUCGCCAGAUUGCAGGCUUACAAUUUGACAAA